GGGAUCGAGGGGUUAUAUUCGAGGCUGAGAGAGAGAGAUGUUUAAUCAGGAAGGGGGGGAUCGAGGGGUUAUAUUCGAGGCUGAGAGAGAGAGAUGUUUAAUCAGGAAGGGGGGGAUCGAGGGGUUAUAUUCGAGGCUGAGAGAGAGAGAGAUGUUUAAUCAGGAAGUGGGGGGAUCGAGGGGUUAUAUUCGAGGCUGAGAGAGAGAGAUGUUUAAUCAGGAAGUGGGGGGAUCGAGGGGUUAUAUUUGGACGGAGUGUGGGUUGUGGCCAGAUUCCCCCGGGCCCCUCUCAUUCGGACCCCAGGGCGUGGGGAGUGAGGGGUGGGGGGUGGUGUCAGAGGGUCGCCGGGCGACUUCCCUGUCUCCGGGGAGACCUUGACCUUCAGAUGCUCGUCACUUUGAGACCGAUUGUGAGCUCACAAUCUCCAGAGCGACGUUGUGACGACCGUCCUCGGUCGCUGUGACGAUUAACGCCCCCCCCCCCCCGACUUAUUUCGGGGGUGGGGGAGCUGUUGUCUGUGGGUGGGGUGGUUGGUACGGGGGGGCUGGUUCCAGGCCAUCGCUCCCACUUGCCUCCUCCUUCGAUGCCCGCAGACGGUGGGAGAGGGCAGGGUGAGCUGUGUGACUGGGUGAGGGUGGGCGUUCUUCAGCGAUGCAUCUCUGUACCUGGACAGUCGUGGCACUGCUGCAGUUCUCCAUCGCUGAACUGGAUUUUGUGCAGGUUUUUGACAUCCUCAUCUCAGCCGAAGGCAGCAACUCCUCGUUUCACCCAGAGAUCCUGUUCCUGAACGGGUCUGGCUUCACCCUCGCCAAAGUCGGUGACAUUGCCACCCUGUACUGUCACAUCAUGUUGUUGGGCGAGUCGGCCGAGCCACGCUACGCUGUACGCUGGGAGGCGAGUCGCUACGGUGAGCUGACAGUGGCCCAGUUUGACCAGAGCCAGGACGAAGGCCCCUUCAUCCACCCGGCCUACCGAGGCAGGCUCAGUCUGGUCUCCCAUGGCCCCGAAAGCCUGCUGCACUUUGACCCUGUCCAGGAGCAGGACUUUGGAGAGUACCUCUGCAAGGGGCAUGUGGUGGGCCAGGAGGGUGAGACCUUCACCUCGCUGUCUGUCCUGGCCGAGGAUACGCAGCCGGAACUGGAGGCCGCUACCACCUCGGACAGUGCCAACCGCACCCUGACGUCCCUAAGCAGCUCGGGCAGGGUGAGGGCGCGGCUGGGAGCCUCUGCCCAGCUGGAGUGCCGGAUGGAGGCGGGCGAUGGUGACAGAUAUGCGGUGCAGUGGGAGACCGCCGGUGGUGGGGUGGUUGUCUCUCGGGUGGACCAGGGUGAGCCAGCGGCCAACUACCUGAACCCCCGCUACGGGCAGCAGCUGAGCGUCAGCCUCUUGGAUGGGACCACGCGCCUCAGUUUCCACUCGGUGCGCCAGGACGACUUCGGCGAAUAUGCCUGCAACGUUUGGCUCUCUGGGCACCCUGAGCACACAGUCACUGCGUACACCACGCUGGAGGAAGAACCCCUCUCUGUCAGCCCAGUGGUGGAGACCGAGGCCCCCCUGGUGCCCAGUAGCCGUGCCCCGCAGCACCAGACGCCCGGGGCCCGGAUCGUGGCCCUCACCACGUCUGGGAAGGUGACUGCCCGCCUGGGCUCCCCUGCCACCCUGAGCUGCCGGGUCAUGGUGGUGAACGCUGAGCCGGAGACCCGGUACCGUCUGGCCUGGUCCUCCCAACGCCACCCCAAUCUGACACUGGCGCAGAUCGACCAGGGGAGGGGGAACGCGGCCUGGGUCCACCCCAGCUACCGGGACCGGCUCAGCCUGACGGCCAACGGGGGCUCCAGCCGGCUCCACUUCGGCACCGUCACCGACGAGGACCCCGGCGAGUACGUCUGCAAGGCUGGCAUCUCGGGCAGCGGCACCGACGACCUGACCUCACCCGUCCUCCUGCUCAAAGCCAAACCGAGGAUUCUGCCAGCCUCAUCAGAAACUGCGAUCCUGUGGCUCAUCCUGCAUUUCUUUGUCAUCCUGUUUGCAAUGACCAUUGGAAUUGGCUCCUGCUUUCUGUCAGGAACGAAGAAUCGAAUCCUGCCAGAGCACGUGUGAAGUGCCCAGCGCUGGGAGGGGUUGGUGGGGCGGGGUGGCAGUGUUUUUGGGGGCGGGCGGGGGGUGUACCGCAGACUCGCCUGAGCCGGAAAUGGAUGUUUGUUUUGUGAUUUUGUCUUUUUUUUUAACAAGAAAAUAGCCAAAGUACUUAGUCGUAAUAAAGAGUGGAACCAUUAAAACGUU
Stegostoma tigrinum is the source of this 2284-nucleotide messenger RNA. RefSeq lists its product as uncharacterized. The record is from RefSeq and is a predicted model, not a curated record. Gene Ontology annotation, biological process: cell surface receptor signaling pathway; negative regulation of T cell proliferation; T cell costimulation. Bases 653 to 2101 code for a protein of 482 amino acids. The transcript has 6 exons. NCBI's taxonomy places the organism in Eukaryota, Metazoa, Chordata, Chondrichthyes, Orectolobiformes, Stegostomatidae. Gene Ontology annotation, cellular component: external side of plasma membrane.